Molecule: messenger RNA, 3419 nt
Organism: Paramecium pentaurelia
Lineage: Eukaryota; Ciliophora; Oligohymenophorea; Peniculida; Parameciidae
Source: the annotation of a GenBank genome assembly
AUGAAUUAAAUUUAAUAAGACACUGAAUAGCCAAGUUCAAAAUUGAAUUAGUUAAUGUUAACUGAUGAACCUAUUGGUGAAAUUCAGGAUUUCCUUAAUUAUUCACUAUCAGAAGGCAAUUUUUCAAUACAAGGUUCAAAAAUUCAAAGCAAUCAUAAUUAGAAUAGUCAAAUUUCCUAGUAAAAAGCUUAUGAAGGCAAAAGAGUUUAAUUUGAUUCGACUCUUAAUAGUCCAUCUACUCAAUUUCUAGUUAAUAGAAAGAGCAUUAGACUCUCUGAAACUCCUCAACAAUUACAUCAAUAAUAACAAAUAUACAGUGUUAUUUAAUUCUGCUUUAUUAAGAGAUUCAUAAAUCGAAUAAGUUGGAAAAAGAAAAUAAAUGCAUAAUUUAAUUUCUAUUAAUAUAGAAUAAUUAAAGAUUUAGGUUCAUCAUUCAAUUUGAAACUUUUUAGAGAUAGUGCUCUUAAUCUUAAACCUAUGAUUAGUCAAUUUAGUAAUUCUCAUGAUAAUUUAAAUUAGAGUUUGAAAAAGAAGUAAUGAUCAUAAAAUUAUUAGUCCUAGAGAAUUCACAGCAAAAUUAUCAAAACAUUAUUCUUAAUUAAAAACUUGUACUAAUAAUUUAUAUAAGAAAAUAGAAUCAGAAUUAGAAAAGAUACCUUUAAUUACUCCAGAAUCUAGAUUAAAAAUAGUAUGGGAUUGUGUUGUAAUGAUAAGUAGAUUAUAUUUUCUAUUUACAAUUCCUUUGGAUUUAGCUUGGAAUUAAUAAUAAAUCAUUUAUGGUCAAUUAUUUACACCUACUAUUUUAAUGAUAAUGUUAUUAGUAAUAGAUUUCAUUUUAAGUUUUAAUAAUUCAUUUUAUUAAUUUGGAUAAAUAGUUAGUAAUAGAGCAACAAUAGCUAAAAAUGUAAUUAGUAAAAGCUAUGGUUUAGAAGCUAUUUCAAUACUUAUUUUGGUUAUUUAUGCAAUAAUUUUUAAUUCAUCAAAACAUGGAUUUAAUCUUAUGAAUUAAUGGUGGGAUUUAUUAAUGUUGUUAUUUUAUGUACAAUGUAGAAAUAUUCCUAAAUUAAUCAGUUAAAUAGAAGAGACUUUAAAUUUAUCCAAACCAAGUAGUUCUUUAUUAGAAUUAUUAAAAUUAUUGUUAGUUUUAUUCUUUGUUUUACAUUGUUUUUCAUGUCUUUGGUACUUUGUAAUUUAUAAUAUUAAUAAAUUAUUAGGUUGGAUAUUAUAGUUAAUUGUAUUCAGAGAAAGGAUGUUGGUUAGAAUUUUAUCACAUUUAGAAUGAAACUUGGUCAGUUUAAUAUUUAUAUUCAUUUUAUUUUUCUACUGUCACAAUGUUCACUAUAGGUUAUGGAGAUGUUGUACCUAUUAGUUAUUUAGAAAGAAUAGUUGCUAUUCUAUAUAUGAUGAUUUGUAGUAUUCAAUUAAGUUACAGUGUAAGUACUGUAGGAGCUAUUAUUGAUACAAUAUCUGCUUAUGGAUAAGAGAAGAUGAGAAAGAUGAGAAAGAUAAACACUUAUAUGUAAAAUAGAAAAAUAGAAUAUUAAUUAUAAUAUUAAAUUAGAGAAUAUUUAAAUUAUUAUUGGGAAUCAUAAAAUUAAGUAGAAAAUGAUGAAUUAAAUGAGAUUAUAAAUUAAUUAUCAGAAAAUUUAAGAGAAAAAUUAAUGAAUUAAUCAAAUUCAAUGAUUUUAAAUGAAUGUCCUUUAUUUAAAAAUAAUUUUAGUGAUGCUUUAAAAUCUAAAUUGGUUCAUAAAAUAAAACCAGCAGUUAUAUAACCAGAAAACAUAAUAAAUUUUGAUUCAAUAUUCCCAUAAUUACCUGCAGGUUAAUUAUAUGUAUGCUUUGUUGAAUUUGGAGAUAUUUAAAUAUUCAUUUAAAAUGAUUAAAUUGAUUAAAUAUUAGAAAAUCCAUAGAUUGCAGAAGUUAGCAAAGUUGGUAAAGGUUCAAGUUUAGGUAUUAUCAGUUUUAUUAGUGGGAAAUAAUCAUAAGAAAGAUUUAGAAGUAUAGGAUUUUCUAAAUUAUUGAUGUUAUCUAGAGAUGACUUUUUAAAAAUUAUUUAAGAUUUUCCAGAAGAUUAUGAAAGAUUUAGAAAUUUAUAUGAUAGUAUAUAAUUUGAAGAUAUGAGUCCAUUACAUAUGAAAUGUUUUAGUUGUAAUUCAAGUUAUCAUAGAGUUCUUUAAUGUCCUUUAUUACAUUAUAUUCCAGAUAGAGAAUUAAUUAUUAAAAGACAUUAAUAUAGUAAUCAUUAAAUAAGAAAUUAACAUUUUUUAAGAAAUCCAUAUCGUCAAAAAGGAUAUUUUGCAGCUAGAUAUGAUUAAGAAGUAAUUGAAUAAGAGGCAUCAUCAUUUAAUAAUAAUAAUUGGAAAUGGGCUGAAUUUUAUGAGGAACCUGAUGAUGAAAUAUUAAAAAAAAGUGAUGUUUAAAAUAAUUAAACUAAUCUUGAAUAAAGUAGUUCUAAUCUAUAAUUUAUUAAUUAGCCAUAAUUCUAAUAAAUAUCUAAUUCAACUACUUUCUUUUCUGUAUUAGAUCAAUCUUCAAAAUUAAAUUUAGAACCUCCAAUUAUAAAAAAGAAAACAACUCUAUUCAAAUAAAGAACAAAAACUAUUGAAUAAAUGGAUAUAGAUGAUUAAUCAAUGAAAGCAUCUUUAAUGAGUAAAGCCAGAAAUAAUCUUAUGAUAAUUAAAGAAGAAGAAUAAUUUAAAAGUUCUACUUUUCGUAAAUAUUAAAAGAUGAAACCUUCUGUUACUAUUGAAUUUAAUUAAAAUAGAGUUAAAGAGAAUAUUUUAAAAUUGAAAAAGGUUGUUAAAGUAAUUACAAAUAUGUAUAGAAUUAAAAAAAGAUAAAAAUUAAAAAAGGAAACUAAAUCAAUUUUGAAUUCAUUUUUAGAGAUUAUUUAAACUUAAAUGUCUUUAAAAGGAGUUUUAAAUAAAGUUAGAAUUAGAUUAAAAUAAAUAUAAGAUGGUAAAAAAUAAAUUUUAUCAGAAAAAGAUAUUGCAGAUACAAUGAUUUUGGAAAUUAAAUUAAAAAUGUAAAUUAACCUAUUAAAUGAAUACUAAAAGAAAGAUUAAUAAUUGGUGAUGGAAUCAUAUAAAAAGUUUAAACAUUAUUAAAUUUAAAAUAAUUUAGAUUCUAUAUUAGAAAGAAUGUAUUUCUAUAAAUAGUAGCAUCUAUUAAAUCAUUAAUUAAUAGAUAAUCAAUCUUAAUUAUUGAAAUAUAUGAUUUACCCUGAAAUAUUCUUUGAAAAAUAUAGGUAUCAAUAAAUCAUUGUUCCUAAAUUCGAUAUCACUGAAUCAGGUAGAGAUUCUGGUCUUGAGUCUGAACAUACUUUAAGACGUAGUAAAUUGCUUAAAAAAAGUUUUAGAAAUGUGAAAUCAUCUUAAGUGAGACCUGUCUCAGAAGGAACAGGAAAAAUUCAAUUUUGA